AUGGUGGACUCUACCACAGUUGAGACCAAGUUCGACAUCACCCUUGCUCAAAUCUACCAGUGGAAUCCCAGUGUUGGCUCUACAUGUACCAGUCUAUGGAUGGGAGAAGCAUACUGUGUUAAGGGCCCGUCGUCAACCAUCAGGGCCACCCGCACGACAACGAGUGCUCCCACCCAGACGGGAAUUGCGUCCAGCUGCAAUGAGGAUUAUACCAAGGUGGCUGAUGAUUCGUGCGCCAAGUUCGAAACCACCUAUGAUAUCGAAAAUGCAGAGCUAUGA
This is a messenger RNA of Penicillium longicatenatum, 279 nucleotides long. RefSeq lists its product as uncharacterized. The transcript has a single exon. The record is from RefSeq and is a predicted model, not a curated record. Lineage: Eukaryota; Fungi; Ascomycota; Eurotiomycetes; Eurotiales; Aspergillaceae. The coding region runs from base 1 to 279 and encodes 92 amino acids.